GCCUCGAUAAACGACAUUGGGUUAGUGUUGCGCAUCGAAGCGAUCCAACCUGAUCCCUCCCCAUCAAUCAUAGUCGUACCGUGCUGCGCGGUGUUCAUCCUUAUGUCCGGGCAAUGUCAAGGUCCAAAAAUGACUCGUACGCAAUUUUCUUCCAAGCAUGAUUCCGCACGGAAACGCAGGUGGCAUCGAAAGUCACGUGCUGGCUGUAGGAAUUGCAGACUUCGCAGAGUGAAGUGCGACGAGACCCAGCCAGCUUGCCAAAAUUGUGUUCGUCUGCUGGUGAUAUGUAACUAUGAUUCGACUUCAGCUACUCAACCUACUCUCUUAGGCGAGGAUGUUUUGGAUUUCUCGAUGUCUGAAACGAACCUGGCCAAUGAUGCGGUUGUUACAGUACUCAAUAGGAUGGUAGAUCCCCAGUACCCACAGACAUUGGACUCGAGAUGUUUUCGCACAUUAGAUAAAUGGGACGUUGAUAGGCUUACGAGGUGGCACACACGAACCGUUUUCACCUUGGGAACCCAAGGCAUAUCACUCUGCUAUCAGCGGCUAGUGAGUAAAGAGGCAUUGCAGUAUCCCUAUUUACUUCAUGCUAUCUUAGCAAUGACUGCCAUGCAUGAUCGAUAUUUGCAGGCAUCAGAUGGUCGCAACACAGAUAGCAUUACGAAAGCACAGUAUUACCAUCAUAGCUGUGCUGCAGAGCUAUUCAAUAAGAGAUUAUCUGUAUUAAGUGGAAGACCAGUGGAUCGCAAUGCUAUAUGGACAACGGGAUCUAUACUGAGCAACAUGUCCGCUUUCAUCAUGACGACAGAUGACCCCGAAGAGUCGUGGCCACUCUCACCGACUUCUGACUCAACCCUUAACUGGUUAGAGUUGUGUCAGGGCCUUCACACGCUAUAUACCCUUGCCCUGCCCCUCGACCGCGGCAAUUUGUUCUUUGAGCUCUUACGAGACCCAGAGCAUAGUGUCUUGAAAAAUAAAUGGGAGCAAGAUGACCGGGAAGGGAUUGAUGGGAUUCCAUUCUCAUUGAUAGCCCUCUAUGAGCUCAACCCCUGUUCAAAUGCUAGAAACAAUCCUUAUCAUGCCGCGGUGCGUUCGUUCCUUCAGAUAUGGGAAAUGGAACGCACUCCACACACUGCAUUCCGCUUCCUUUCGUUUAUAUCCCUGUUGCGCCCGGAAAUGAAAAGCCUGCUGGUGCAGAAAGACUCCCGGGCCUUACUCUUACUCGCAUAUUGGUACACGAAGAUGUUCCAGGUGCACUGGUGGCUUCAUAAGCGGGCUGUCCUCCAGUGCACUGCUAUAUGCAUUUAUCUGCAGAGGCAUCAUUCUUCAGACGCCCUUCUUAUGGAUAUGCUUCAAUACCCGCUGUCAAAACUGGCAGGGCUUCAAAAGGGGGCACAAACGAUACUCUAGUUGCAUAUAAACCAAAAAGAGCAUUGAUGCCUCAGGCUCCCGCAAUCAAGCUUAAAUCGAUAGCAAUGGCGAUCGCUGGCUAGGGCUUGGCGCCUGAAUUUGUGCGAGAAGCUCUUUCCCUUCCCCUUCCCCUUCCUUUUUUAAAAAUGAAAUAGAAAUGAAAAAUAAAAUAGAAAGCAAAAUCAUAAGCAUCCCACCAU
This is a messenger RNA of Talaromyces proteolyticus, 1610 nucleotides long. RefSeq lists its product as uncharacterized. The transcript is spliced from 4 exons. NCBI's taxonomy places the organism in Eukaryota, Fungi, Ascomycota, Eurotiomycetes, Eurotiales, Trichocomaceae. The record is from RefSeq and is a predicted model, not a curated record. Gene Ontology annotation, molecular function: DNA-binding transcription activator activity, RNA polymerase II-specific; zinc ion binding. Bases 103 to 1410 code for a protein of 435 amino acids. Gene Ontology annotation, biological process: regulation of transcription by RNA polymerase II.